UGGAAUUUGUAUUUUUUUUCUCCCUGUUAUAGUGUGCAUUUUUCUCUCUCGUUUUAACUCUUAACCUUCUGCCUGUGCUGAUUAUUUUUUUCCUUUUUUUAAUUACUCAAAUCAUGAGCCAAUCAUAAGCUGCUUAACUUUGUGACAAAGUAAAAGGUUAAGAUACACACAUUGCAUUCAGCCUCACUUUAUAGAUAAAAGCAAUGGGAAGAUUAGACUACCGAGAAGGUCAACUAAAAUGAUGGAAGGAUUCAUGUGAUGUGAAGGCAGACUGAGGGAAAUUAGCUUGUAGGCCAUGUUAAAAAGGUGCUGGAAGAUAACACUAAAGAGAUGUUUGCAAGGGUUGGUGGGAAAAGGGGGAGGAGGAAAAAUUUCACUCAUUAGCUGAGUGCCUGAAAGAUGAGUUGCAGUGACUUGAAUUAAAAAAGGAAAAAGAGGUUCGACUUCAGGAUGAGCUUGUUUUAAGGCCCAUCUAACUUUGGAAUCAACUGCCUGAUUUUGGUGAUUGCUGCUGCUGUGUUAGAGCCACCCAGACACAGUUGAAGCAGACUUCUGGUAGGAUUGGUGUUGUGCAAAAUCUUAGGCAGUGUGAGCAAGAUGGAGUUAAACAGGUGAUAGGAGAGGUCCGUGGCUUUUAGUUCCUUUAAAUGGUUAACUAAAAAGUAGGGGAAAGUGUCUCAAACAAGGAAAUAAGUCAAGGACUGUCACUUUUAAUUUUAAGAGAUGUGAUUGGAAAAUCUGUGCUCAUUAAUUUAACUUCCCAGGAUGUCGUGACUAGAGGACUUCAUGAUAAGGGACGUGGAAAAUAAAGUGCAUUUUAUCUUUUGAGACCUUAGCGUUGGUUUACAAAGCUCCCUCCGGUGUUAACCUUUGAACUCUCCCGGUUCGAGUUCAAUCAGUCACUAGGACAGCCAGAGAAGAUUCACAACAAGCUAGAAUUUCCCCAGAUUAUUUAUAUGGACAGGUAUUUGUACAGCAGUAAAGAGAUUAUUCAAAAGAAGAGAGAGGAGACGAGGAAGUUGAGGAAGCAAAUAGCAAUUCUUCAGCAGAAAUUGGAAAGAUACAUGAAAUAUGGCUCUGGCCCAAGCCGCUUCCCAUUACCUGACAUGCUGCAGUAUGUUCUUGAAUUUGCCAGUACAAAGCUACCUUUAGUUGUUCCCUCUGCUCAGGACUCUCAGAUGACUCCUGCACAGUCCCCAGCUGAGAGCUGUGGUCUGAAUGAACCUCUGCAGCAAAAUAGUGUAUUAGAAACAGAAAGUACUGAGAACACUGAAGGUGCAGCAUCCACUCUGAUAAACCCUCCGUCCCAGGAAGAAUUAAUGAGCAAGCUGCCCCAGCCCUCCUGUUUACCAGCAGAAAUGCCUGAAUGCCCAGCUCCUCGUGUGGUCACUGAGGAGGAGAUGAGCCUAGUUAGGACGUGCCUGCAGCGAUGGAGGAGCGAGAUUGAGCAGGACAUCCAAGAUCUGAAGGACUGUAUUACCAGAAUCAAUCAAUCCAUUGGUCAAAUGUAUGGUGACCCUGUCCUCCGUCAGGUUCCUUAUCGCUUGCAUGCUGUCCUGGUUCACGAGGGCCAAGCAAAUGCCGGUCACUACUGGGCCUACAUAUACUACCAGCCCCGGAAGAGCUGGCUCAAAUACAAUGACAUCUCUGUGACAGAAUCAUCCUGGGAAGAACUGGAGAGAGAUUCAUAUGGAGGCCUGAGGAAUGCCAGUGCCUAUUGUCUGAUGUACAUCAAUGAUAAGCUGUCCCACUUUGUUGCAGAUGCUUCUUCUGAUGCAGAAACGGGACAGUUUCAGAAAGAAGUAGAACUUCUGCCACCUGAACUCCAGAAUUACAUACAAGAGGACAACUGGAGGCUUGAACAGGAGGUGGAGGAAUGGGAACAGGAGCAGUCCUGCAAGAUCCCUCAGAUAGAGCCUUCAGCUACUUCUGAAUCUCAGGAUUUCACUUCUGAAUCAGGACAAGACCAAUCCUCAGGCUGUGAACACAGCAUACGCUCGCUGUCCUCCGAACAUGCCAGGAUUGCAAAGGACCAGACUGCCCAGGCCAUUGCAAAUACAGCUGAUGCCUAUGAGAAGAAUGGUGUAGAGGCUGCUCUGUGUGAGCCAAAGGAGGCAGAACCAACGAAGACCCAGCUGAGAGAAACAGCCCUUACAGUUCAGUCAGAACAGCAACAAGAUGCUAAAGGGACAGAGUCUGCUGCCCAGCCUAGCUCACAGGUCUCUGAAGUGGAGAUCCCCAGAGUGGGGAAGAUUCUGGUUAGAUCUGAUGCAGAUGGAUAUAAUGAGGAGGUGAUGCUUAGCCCAGCCAUGCAGGGUGUGAUCCUGGCUAUUGCUAAAGCCCGUCAGACAUUUGACCGGGAUGGGUCUGAAGCAGGGCUUGUUAAGGCAUUCCAUGAAGAGUACUCCAGACUGUAUCUGCUGGCCAAAGAGACCCCAACCCCUCACAAUGACCCCCGGCUGCAACACGUGCUCGUCUACUUCUUGCGGAACAAUGCUCCCAAGCAGGUAGUGGAGCGGACCCUCCUGGAGCAGUUUGCAGAUAGAAACCUCAGCUACGAUGAAAGGUCAAUUAGCAUUAUGCAAGUAGCACGAGCUAAGCUGAAGGAGAUUGGCCCUGAUGAUGUGAAUAUGGAGGAGUAUAAGAAAUGGCAUGAAGACUACAGUUUAUUUCGCAAGGUGUCUGUUUACCUGCUGACAGGGUUGGAACUCUACCAGAAUAGAAAGUACCAGGAAGCACUGACCUACCUGGUGUAUGCCUACCAAAGUAACACCACCCUGCUCAUGAAAGGACCCAACCGAGGGGUGGAUGAAUCACUGAUUGCUUUAUACAGAAGAAAAUGCCUCUUGAAGCUGAAUGACAUGGCCGCGGCUUUGUUUGUAAGCAGUGCGGAGGCAGAUGUGUUGGAGGGCAUUAACAUCCUGAAUGAGCUGAUCAUCCCCUGUAUGCACCUCAUUAUCAAUAAUGACAUCUCCAAGGACGACCUGGAUGCCAUUGAGGUCAUGAGGAACCGCUGGUGCUCUUAUCUGGGACAAGAAGACAUGGAUGCCAACCUGCAAACGAAGCUGGGCGAACUGCUCCCUAGGCUCCUGGACUGCUCUGCAGAGGUCAUCAUUCUAAAAGAGCCCCCGAAGAUCCGGCCCAACUCCCCCUACGACCUCUGCAGCCGCUUCGCAGCCGUGAUGGAGUCCAUUCACGGGGCCGCACCUGUGACUGUCAAAUAAACUUCCAACUUUCCAGCCCUAGAUGCGGUACAUAGGAACCCACCUAUUGGCGUAGUAUCCUGCUGUCAGACAACAUUCGAAUGGGAGAGGGAGGAGAAUAGGUAGAUAAAGACGAUUCAUAUCCAGAUGUAAACCAUGCUCUUGGUGUCGAUACAAAGGAAUGAAAAGCAGUAUUGCACUUAAGAUACAAUUGUCAAUGAGAAUGCGAAGGGCAGGAACCACUGUUGUAAGAUGGCACAAUAUAUGGCUGGCAGUAACAGCUGCUUCUCAUCUCCACAACAGCAAAAAAUGCACUGUCUCUCCGUUCCUUGCCCCUUUCUAAAAUGUCCCUCAGGCAAGAUACUUGGGACAGUGACAACAGCCGCACAAGAGAAUGGUUCAUUGACAAAUCAGUGACACUUAUUAGCUUGGUUCUGGCAAACACAUCCACACCUUUCUAAAUUCUUAGCUGAAAGAGCUUAUAAAUCCAGAUCUUGGCAAAGUACGGCUCGCAGGAGUCGGGAGACUGAGAGACAGCGAGGAUUGAUGGCACACUGUGUAUGUAAGGCAGGCAGUCAUGUGUGCAGCUACGUAUUUUAGUUGAUUGAAGUCAAACAGGAAGUUAAGUUGCCUCUUGUUUUUUUAACAGUCAAACAAAUAUGUCUUGUUUUGAGACAGACAAAAG
Molecule: messenger RNA, 3888 nt
Organism: Terrapene triunguis (Three-toed box turtle)
Lineage: Eukaryota; Metazoa; Chordata; Testudines; Emydidae
Gene: USP28
Product: ubiquitin specific peptidase 28
Exons: 17
Coding region: 957-3224 (755 amino acids)
Biological process (GO): DNA damage checkpoint signaling; regulation of protein stability; protein deubiquitination
Cellular component (GO): nucleus; cytosol
Molecular function (GO): cysteine-type deubiquitinase activity; cysteine-type endopeptidase activity
Source: RefSeq, a predicted model, not a curated record